Molecule: messenger RNA, 1929 nt
Organism: Sclerotinia borealis F-4128
Lineage: Eukaryota; Fungi; Ascomycota; Leotiomycetes; Helotiales; Sclerotiniaceae
Source: the annotation of a GenBank genome assembly
AUGGAAUCUGAGAACGACGGUAGCCGUGGGCUUAGAAUCACAACUUGGAAUGUCAACGGUAUUAGGAAUCCAUUUGGUUACCAACCAUGGCGUGAGAAGAGAACAUUUUCUGCGAUGUUUGAUAUCCUCGAAACCGACAUUCUGGUGAUGCAAGAGACCAAAAUUCAGAGGAAAGAUCUUAGAGAUGACAUGGUCCUAGUAUCGGGCUGGGAUGUCUACUUUAGUCUGCCAAAGCACAAGAAAGGAUAUUCCGGCGUUGCCAUAUUUACAAGGAAUUCAGUAUGUGCUCCAAUACGUGCUGAGGAGGGAAUCACCGGAGUUUUGACUCCUCCAAACUCCACGACCAGCUUCCGUGACCUUCCCAAGGAUCAGCAGAUUGGGGGGUAUCCCACAGGCGCCCAACUUCAAGAUUACUUCCUGGAUGCCGCUACUCUGGACUCUGAGGGAAGAUGCGUCAUUCUGGAAUUCCCUGCUUUUAUUCUCAUUGGUGUAUACUGUCCUGCGAACCGGGACGAAACUCGUGAUGACUUCCGACUUGGCUUCUUGAACGCUCUUGAUACACGCGUACGCAAUCUCGUAGCUCUUGGAAAAAGUGUUUUCUUGACUGGGGACCUUAAUAUUAUCCGAGAGGAGAUCGACACGGCCAAUGCAGGAGAACAGUUGAAACAGCAGGGAAUAACGCCGGAAGAAUAUAUAACAACGCCCGCUCGUCGUCUAUUCAAUCAUUUACUCCUCGGAGGAAAAGUUGUUGGGGAUAGAGAUGAAGGAAGGGAGACACAGAUUAUGUGGGAUAUAUGUCGCGGCUUUCAUCUUGCACGGAAGGGAAUGUUCACUUGCUGGGAUCAGAAGACGAAUGCCAGACCUGGCAAUUUCGGCUCAAGGAUCGAUUACGUCCUUUGCAGCGAGGAUAGGCAAGAAUGGUUUCAGGGGUCAAAUAUACAGGAGGGACUUAUGGGAUCGGAUCAUUGUCCCGUUUUUGCUACCCUGAAGCCCAAAGUGGAGUUUAAUGGUGUCGAGGUCGAUAUUCGCGAUGUUAUGAGCAAGGAUAUGUUCAAAAAUGGAGUCAGGGUACGGGAGUGGUCGCUGAAGGAUCUACUGCCAACGUCAGCGAAAUUAAUUCCAGAAUUUGAUCGACGUCAGAGUAUUCGUGACAUGUUUACCAGGAAACCGACCAGCUCAACGACUGUUGCAGCAUUACCCUCGAGUACGUCGAAAACGAUAAAUGGGAUGGAGGUGUUGGCAUCAAAAGAUCCAACACCCAGUCUUUCCAAACAGGCCGACACUCUUGAAAUCUUCACUGUUAGGACAAUAUCUCCCACGAAACCUUCCAUAUCAUCGCCGUUAAACAACUCGGUUAAGAGGUCUGCUGGUGUAUUGGCGCCAACACCGUUAUCGAAGCGCAGCAAGGCAGAAAACAAAACAAACAAAGGAUCUUCUGGUGGGAAGGGGAGCAAAGGACAAAGUAAUCUGAUGGGUUUUUUUAAGCCCAAGACGCCGCCAGCAGUAGCUACCCCUUCAUCGACGAGUAACUCUGCUGCGGAAACGCCUAUAGCAUCAACAUCAUCGGCCGAUCAGGAAGGACUUGCUGGCUCUGACAUGGAGAAUAAUUCGGCCCUGAAGGCCACGAAGGAUAUAACCAGUGAGGAAGAGGUCAAGGAAUCAUUUACACCACUAGAGCAGACAGAAGUACAUGAUCCCAUAGUAGCGAAGGAAUCUUGGUCGAAACUAUUAACGAAACGCAUUGCACCCAGGUGUGAACAUAAUGAGCCAUGCAUCAGCCUUAUCACAAAGAAGCAAGGCAUCAACCGUGGCAGGUCUUUCUAUAUGUGCUCUCGUCCUCUAGGACCAUCAGGUCAGCAAGAGAAGAAUACUGAAUGGCGCUGUGGGACAUUCAUCUGGAGUAGUGAGUGGAAUGGGAAGGAAAGUUGA